GAAAACGCAAAGGAGAAAUUAGCAGAUGCUGAUGGAGAUGGCGAGCAAAGCUAAGAAGAACGCGAAUGCGAAGAUGUCUCUGGAUGAUUACCUCCUCCUCAUCCAGUCUCGCUCCCACCUCCACCUCACCGUCAGCCAUCUCAAUCAGAUUAUCAGCAUGCACGGCUACAAGAAGAUCCACAAAGUUCCCAAGAAGCUUCUAAGCGACGCCGUGAACUCACUGCAGCUGGUGAACCCGUGCCGCUCCACGCUUAGGGACUAUAUCUCGCCGUUGGUGACGACGAAGAUGGAGGACGUCUUCGCCGACCUCAGCGACCUCAACUGGCAAGACUGUUGCAUCACCUCCAUCCAAACCCUCAGUUCGUGGGAGGACCAGUCCCCUCCUCCCCGAAACGGCGCCGUCCAGUUCCAACACUACUCGCCGUCCACCGCAGCCCACAGCGUGAUCGUUUCUGCUCCCGGACCGACCAAGAAGAGAUCGGCGCGGAAGAGGAAGCGGACUGCUAAAGUGGCCGAUCUGGUAAAUUUCGCCUGAGCCUAGGGGUAUUUCCGUCUAUUAGCUUCGGACCGAUGAAAAUUCUGUUUUUCUCACGGGUAGUGCGUGAAGAGGGUAUUUCGGUACUUCCGCAGUUAGCAAGGAGUUCGUGGUGUUACUGGGUUCUUUUAGUUUUGGGCACUGGAUUUUCAUUACAAAAUUGAUUUGGUAUUUUACUUAUUUGUAAGAAUUUUAAUCACUAUGGUGUUCUGUUCUUACAAGACCAACCAACUAAGUACACAUAACAUUGAAAUUGACUAGUAAUAUUUGUGAUGAUUGAUGAGUAAUCAACCCAAAAGUCACACCAAGAACAAGUAUAUUAGCCCCAGUUCAAAAGAAACAACAAUAGUGUAAAGCAAUUGCAAGUAAAUUAUCUGAAACCCAUCCUUAGGGACUUGGAUUUGGAUGAACUGGUGACUUGAAUGGUGGUAGUAUUACUAUUGGGCUCCUGAAUUGCUUUCCUUUUUCUAGUAUUUGAGGCAGAGGAGGGAGUAAUAGUUACUCUUGGACUUGGUUGGAGUGCUGUGGUGUUGAAUUGGUAUCGCCAGAGGUAGAGGUUGGUAAUGUCAGCAAGAGGCUUCCUCCUCGACCUUAGUUUCUUACAUUUCUUCUUCCAAGACCCAGACGACGACAACGACCCAGUUUGAGGAAAUGGGUUCGUCGACUUUGUAAUUGCAGAGAUCAAUGGGGGGAUGUUCUCUUUGUUGCUGUGGACCUGGUCACAGCAAGCAAUGGCCUCCAUUCGCAAUGGUUAGUGUUUGAGAUUUGGGAGAGAUGCUUUUGGAGAUGGAGGAGUUGGGUAGGGAAGGAAG
Messenger RNA from Rosa rugosa (rugosa rose), 1347 nucleotides. RefSeq lists its product as uncharacterized. The transcript has 3 exons. The record is from RefSeq and is a predicted model, not a curated record. The coding region runs from base 26 to 535 and encodes 169 amino acids. NCBI's taxonomy places the organism in Eukaryota, Viridiplantae, Streptophyta, Magnoliopsida, Rosales, Rosaceae.